Messenger RNA from Durusdinium trenchii, 1401 nucleotides. The record is from the annotation of a GenBank genome assembly. NCBI's taxonomy places the organism in Eukaryota, Dinophyceae, Suessiales, Symbiodiniaceae.
UUACUACUAGUAAGGCACUUGUUACUAGAAGCGAUGCACUUGUUACUAGUAGCUUCUUGUUACUACUAGUAAGGCACUUGUUCCUAGUAGUGUGGCACUUGUUACUACUAGCGUGGCACUUGUUACUACUAGCGUGGCACUAAAACGAGUCUUUCUGAGCAAAAUGAUGCGUCUACUGUCGGCCUGUCGGCAUGGGUCGGUGUAAUCGGUGUAAUCCACAUGUUCUUGCAUCCAUUCAGCAAACAUGUUCAACCAAGCCUAGGCAGGCUAGGUUUAGACGGUUUAGUUUUCUUGUAGGCUUUCAGUUCAGUUCUUAUCCAAAACGUUGACAAAGCAUAGGCUUCCAGAGCAAAAACAGUUCCUCUCGGCUAAGCAGUGCUGACAUGUGCGUGCGAUUAAAUGCCUCAGCACCUUCGGAGCGGAUUGAGAAGCUUUGGACCCUCCUCAUCCUCGUGCACAUCCUGAAGCAGAUGGCCUCCAACUUAUAUAGUAGCUUCUUGCUACUAGUAAUGGCCUCCAACCUUGCUUCUCUUCCGGAUUUCCUGCCGCGACCUGCUCCACAGCCAUAUGCUCCACGAACAUGUGAGGCUCAGGGUCCAAUCGACAAACCAUGCGGUCAUGCGGCCUCUUGACCAGAGUUGCGAGGUUUCUACGACCUCAUCCGCUGUCGGAGCAUCAAACCUUGCUAUCGACAUUGACACUGUUGCCCUUGCUGAUCAAGAGAUUAAACCGCUUGGAGACCAUCUCCGACCUUCGCUGUUUGGUUGUCUCCAGCAACUCCGAUGAGUAUGGACGUUUGGAAUUCACAGAGCCUCUGUUUCAAAAGGAGACCUAUGAUGGCCGGCGUCAUGCCCUGAAAGCCGAGCAAAGAUUGCUUGAGCGCCUCCUCCAUGAGAUGCCUUUGUGCCAUACGCAGGAGAGCUCUCCCAAGCUCCUCUCGAAGGUCGAGGUGGAGUGGGUUUUGGAGGUGGUGACCACAGCCACUGGGGCAGAGGAACCUUAUGACUAUACUCGCUUGGCAUGGCUUGGUGACGCUGUGGUUUUCCUCAUUGCUGUGGCCUUGGAGUACAAUCAGGAAACUCCAUUGGAGUCUCGUCAAAGGAAAGUAGCAGCACUGAUCUCCAACAGGUGCUUGUCAAAGGUGGCCUUGGCCUUGGGUUUGGACAGCUUCUUGAAUACAGUGCCCUUGGGGUCUCGGAAGGAGGCUCCGCUGCUGGGUCGCAAGGUGCCUGCAGACGCACUGGAAGCACUGCUCGGGGGGCUCCUGCUUAUAGGUGGCCUCCCCUUGUGCUUCAGAUUCAUGAGCUCCCAACCCUGGUUCAACACGGAGGAUGGUGACGGCUACUGUGUCCCGUUGGGCUCGGCGACACAGGCUUCUACCUGGCUGGGAGCGGCACUGGU